AUCCCAUUCGUGAACUAAAUUAACUGAAUCGCGCAUUUUUUUUAACUUUGUGAUUGUACGCACGCGACAAUUGAAGUUUAUUAAAAUAUAAUAUCACUUUUUAUAAUAUAUUAAAAUUAAAGGAGGUCAUAAUUAAUCGAUUUAACCCUCUAAAACAAUGACAGACGUUGCGAAGAAGGUUCAAGAAUAUAAAGACUCCCUCAAGCAGAAGGCAGAGCAUUUAAUUAUCAAAGGAUUUCCAGAGAAAAUAGUAAAGUUGAAUGAGCUGUUAGAAACACCCAAUUUCCAAAAUCGGGAUCUAGCUGAUGUUCACCAGGAUUUAAACAUUCCAGUACCACCUCCAGUAGCAGGUUUGAAUGAGCCAAAUGCUAAGCGUGCCCGUCUGGACUCUUCAGAGGUAUCAAGCAAUACUACAAUAGAGGGCACAAAAGUGUAUGCUUUACCAAAUGGCACAGUUCCUUGUAAUAAGCCUCUUAGUGACUUAAUACAUCUUGUUAAGCCACAUAUAAGGGAGCUAGUAGAGGACUCGAAUUUGCUUAAAAUGUGGAUCUCAUUUAUGAUCCCUAAAAUUGAGGAUGGUAAUAAUUUUGGAGUAUCAAUACAAGAAGACACACUAGCUGAGAUCCAGUCUGUGGAGUCAGAAGCAGCUGCGUUUUUUGACCAAAUUUCACGGUACUUCAUCUCUAGGGCAAAGAUAGUAUCCAAAGUUGCUAAAUAUCCACACAUUGAUGAUUAUAGAAGAGCUGUCAGAGAGUUGGAUGAAAAAGAAUAUCUAUCAUUGUGGCUGGUGAUGUGCGAGAUUCGCAACCGCUACUGUUCCCUGCACGACAUUGUUAUUAAAAACUUAGAGAAGAUCAAGAAACCACGCUCAUCUAAUGCAGAGUCUUUAUACUAGAGUGACCUCAAUCUCAUUUAGUAUCUUUAGUCACAUGCAAUUAUAAGAAUAAUUCACUGUGAAUGUAAGGGUAAUUAAUACUUUCUCCAUCUCAUUUUUUAUUCACUAGUAAUACCCACCUGUAAAUAUUCCUCGUAAUCCCGUGCAGACUGGCCACAGGAUCUUUACAUUUUUGUAUGUUAAAUAAUUUGACUAUAAUGUUUUCUUAAAUAUUUAUUUGUACCAUUAUCCUAUAUGUGACAUAUUCAAUAAAUAAUAUCAUUACUAUUUAUCAAAUUGACAAAUAGCUAUAUGAAAAAAGAUUUCAUGUUAGUUAUAUAUUAUUAUCUGUGUAUCUUUAAACCUAUUUUUAAUGAGAGAUUUAGCCCGUUUUUUAAAUAUGCUGGACAAUAUACAUAGACAUAUAUCUUAGGAGCAUAAAUUAUUGAAGUUUCGUAAAAUCUAAGCAUAGAAGUAAAUAAUUUAUUUAAGAAGUGUUCUUGUUCGAACUAAGUAUUAAUUUCACACUAAAAUUUUAAGUCUAAUUUAUAUUUUGUUUUGGAAGCAUCCAUAUGGAAAAUAUGCAUGAAUUU
Messenger RNA from Achroia grisella, 1467 nucleotides. It is a transcript of the gene REG, whose product is annotated as proteasome activator complex subunit 3. Bases 158 to 895 code for a protein of 245 amino acids. Gene Ontology annotation, cellular component: cytoplasm; nucleoplasm; proteasome activator complex. Lineage: Eukaryota; Metazoa; Arthropoda; Insecta; Lepidoptera; Pyralidae. The transcript is spliced from 5 exons. The record is from RefSeq and is a predicted model, not a curated record. Gene Ontology annotation, molecular function: endopeptidase activator activity. Gene Ontology annotation, biological process: regulation of G1/S transition of mitotic cell cycle; positive regulation of endopeptidase activity; regulation of proteasomal protein catabolic process.